Acanthosepion pharaonis is the source of this 714-nucleotide messenger RNA. The record is from the annotation of a GenBank genome assembly. Lineage: Eukaryota; Metazoa; Mollusca; Cephalopoda; Sepiida; Sepiidae.
AUGGAUCAAAGAGAGACUGCUGCCAUGUGUUCACAAACAGACGGCCAAUGGACCCUUUCCCUCUCCAUCUACGACGUCCUCUUGCCUUUUAACCACCACAGCCUAUCCCCCUUCUGCUCUCAACCCAACCCUGACAAUUUUUUCUAUCUCCUCACAAACCCUCCGCCAUCCAAUUCUGUCUACCAUAUCAGUGGCUUAAAUAACGCCCGACUUCUGUCAUUGGCUAACAACAACGACCAAUCACUGACAUCCGGCCCGUUGAUUAGUUAUCGUCUACAUGUCACUCAUUCUACCAUCGACCAAUCAGAGGGCAUCCAACCGACGAAGACCGCGCCUACUCUAUUCACAGAUAUCAAUCUAACAGCUGAUAUAAAAUUUCAUCUUCUUUCAAAGUAUAUUACCUCCGACAAAAGUUCAUCUCUCAACAGGCCAGUCAGGGGAAAAGCCACUGGCCCCCAUGUAACAACAAAUACUUCCGCCCGGCGCAGACCUUUUUCUUUUGUUUACUUUAUUUUUCCUUGUCCCCCCCACCUUCCACACCACUGCCAUCGACCUUUUUUUUUUCCUUUCUCCGCCCUUGUAAGUCACAGCUUACUUUCUCGUUACACACCCAUUUCUCUCUCUUUUUUUAAACUUCUUUCUCUUGCCCUCCCUCACACUUCUACAACUUCCCCACUUCACCUACACUUCAUCAAAUAUUCUUCUGAUCUCUAA